Molecule: messenger RNA, 1890 nt
Organism: Lingula anatina
Lineage: Eukaryota; Metazoa; Brachiopoda; Lingulata; Lingulida; Lingulidae
Molecular function (GO): protein binding; zinc ion binding
Source: RefSeq, a predicted model, not a curated record
ACUUCACAUUUUACUGUUAAACCAUUCACUGAAUGCCUUGUGCUGUGAUGUGACAAUAUGGCCGAGGCGCUGGCAGCAGCCUUCACAGAUAAUAUCUUGACAUGUAGCAUCUGUCUGGAAGUAUAUCGGGACCCCCGUGUGCUGCCUUGCUACCAUACAUUUUGCUAUGGUUGUAUAUGUAAUCAUGCUAGGAGAACUCGUACUCCAAAUAGAACAUUUCUAUGCCCUGUUUGCAGGGAAGAAAUCCAGUUUCCAGUUGGUGGCCUUACUCAGCUGAAAAAGAAUUUUGUAUUUAGUAAGGCCAAGGACAUCAUAACCCAGCAACAACCAGAUAGAGGGGCAUCACAGAGUGAACAGACCAAUGUAGCAGCAGUGACACAAGCCACUUCAAAAAUGACCAUCAAUUGUGAGAAACAUCCUGAUCUCAAGUUAAAAUACUACUGUGAAGAUGAUGAUACCGUUGUAUGUGGUGACUGUGCAUCAACAGAACACUAUAGACAUGGUAUUGUGCCAGUUGAAAAUGUUGCAGAUAUCAAUCGGAAAAAAAUUAAAACUUUCCUUGUGAAAACUUUGCCAAAACUGAACAUGUUCAAAGAAGCAGUUGCCAAGGAAACAGCCACUGAAACAGAAGAAACACAAAUCAUGACAGCCUCCAUCUACAAAAUCAAAGAACAGGCUAAACGCAUUCGAAGAUUGGUUGAUCAGAGGGAGCAAGAACUGAUAUCAGAAGUAUUUUCUGCUUGUGAUAUCCGAAAAAAGCAGAAGGAGGUCAAGAAGGACACCCUUGAACUUCACCAUGCCUCCUUGGGGAGUGCGUGCAAUUUUGCCCAAGAACUUAUCACACAUGGUUCUGAUUCUGAGAUCAUGAUUCACACUAAAGAUCUGACAGAGAGACUGGCAGCGAUGGAGAAAAUGCCACUGCUAGCUCCAGAUACACUAGACCAGAUAUGCUAUAGUCCUGGUAAGAUAUCUACAGCUGGGCUGGAAGCCAUGUUAGGACAGGUGACAGUACGGUCACAACCUCCUAGACAGAGAACAAAUCUACCAAAUCCAGCAUCACAUCUUCCUGAUUUCAUAGAGAAGGCAGAAUGUGUACAUUCCUUCACUGCUAAAUUGAAAAAUGAUAAUGAUUCCAUAACUGGGUUGACAGUAGAUAAAAGGUAUAUGUUCAUUGUUAACAGUAAUAUGGAAAGCAAAUAUGAGAGAACAAACGUAUACACACAUAAAGGGCAAUUCAAAUUUGCCAUAAAACCUAAUGAUUCAUUUGAUGUGGCUGUGUCACAACCUGGUCAGCUGUAUAUAACAUCACCAUAUGAAAAAUGUGUCAAAGUGUUUCCUCCCAGAGGUAAGAAGAUAAAAACCAUGGGUUACGGUAUACUUGAGGAGCCAUAUGGUGUAACACUGAACAGGGAAGGUCAUGUGAUGGUUUGUGACAGAAGAAGGAAAUCCAUCUUCACCUUCAAUGCAGACAGUGAACAGCUCCUAAACACUAUUCCACUAAGGAUGUGUAAAUGCCCAUGGUACAUCGCAGUGAACAGUGUGAAUGAUAACAUUGUGAUAUCAGACAGUAGCUGUGUACAUGUGCUGUCACCUACUGGUGAUCAGCUGUACCAGUAUGGCACAGAAGGCAGUGGUGAAGGUCAGCUACAGACACCAUGUGGAGUGUGCACAGACAGCUAUGGUCACAUCUUCAUUGCUGACUGUUUGAACCACAGGAUUGUGGCACUGAGUUCAAUAGGACAGUUUGUCAAAUACAUUGCCACUAAGGAUGAUGGGUUGGGGUAUCCCACAGCAUUAACCAUUAACCCUACUGGCCAGCUGGUGGUGGCAGAGCAGUGGGGCACAGUUAAGACAUUCCAGUACUUACAAUAAGUAGUCAGUUCACAUUUU